Heterostelium album PN500 is the source of this 3915-nucleotide messenger RNA. RefSeq lists its product as uncharacterized. The record is from RefSeq and is a predicted model, not a curated record. Bases 1 to 3915 code for a protein of 1304 amino acids. Lineage: Eukaryota; Evosea; Eumycetozoa; Acytosteliales; Acytosteliaceae. The transcript has 3 exons.
AUGUCUAAUAGUGGAACCAGUAAUGGUAACUCUCAGAAACCACACCUAGAGGGUUGGCUAGACAAACAAGGAGAUAAAGGAUUGAUUAAAGGAUGGAAAACAAGAUUCUUUUCAUUGUCACCGAAUGCAUCGGAUCUACAUUACUAUGAGAAUCAACCGGCACCGGUAUCGAGUGGAUCGCAAUCGAAUAUCAGUGUUAUCGGAUCGAAUUCACUGGGAUCGAUCGAUAUUAAGCAGGUAACCUCUACGAAAAUACAUGAUCCUGCAACCUAUAUGUUCUCGAUUGACGUUCCAUCGAGAUCGUAUGUACUGCGUGCCAAGAAUGAACGUGAGAUGCAAUAUUGGAUACAAGGUGUUGCCAACGUCAUCCAAUACCAUCAGAAACUACGAGAGAAUCGUAACUCACUCAACGCUGUAACCCUCCUAGAGAAUACAAUCACUCAGAAGGAUUUGGAAAUGAAUAAACUCAAAGACAUCAUAGAUGUUCAAAAGAGAAAUAUAAAACAAUUGACACUUCGUCAACAGAAAGAUGAAUUGGAAAUUCAAACGUUAACUGAAAGAUUGGAUAAUUCAAAACAAGAGUUGGAAAAGAAGGAGAUCACUAUUGGUUCGGUGAGAAGAGAAUCGAUGAUUGCAAAUACAGAGGAGUUGAACAAGUUGGCGUUGGAAAUCAGUACGUUGAGAUCGAAGGAACAGGGAUCGGUUCAGGAGAAGGAUGAACAAAUCAAACGGCUGGAACAGACGAUCGUCGAUUACAAGCUGGAGAUGCAAACAGAGUUGAUGAAGAAAGCACAGGAGUUGAAGGAGAUCGAGUUGAAGAUGGAGACUGCAGAGAAGCAAAAAGCGAAUGAGUUGGAACUGGUGGAGCAACGUCAUCAACUGAAUUUGCAACAAGCGAAACUUGUAGAGUCGCGACUACAAGAGGAUAUCGAUGAUCGUGAUCACGAGAUUGAACGUCUCACCAAAGAACGACUGGAAAAGACAGUGUCGCUGCGUGACGAUAUCGAGCGUGAGCGACAAGAGUCACAGAAUGCAAUCGCUUCACUGCAAGAGAAGUAUCAAUCCACUAUCAAUCAGCUGCAACAACAGAUUACAGAGUCGAACAACCAGAUUGCUCAGCUUGGACAGCAAAGCGCAGAGAGCAGCGCUCAACUAGAGUUGAAGAUAUCCGAUUUGACAGAGCAGUUGAAUGCAAAGAAACAAUCUUUAGAGUCACUUGAGAAGCAGUAUUCCGAGAGUCAAGAUCAACUUCAAACCAAGAGUCAGUCGGUUGAGUCGUUGGAGAAGGAAUUGGAGUCGACAAAGAAUGUAGUUUCAGAGAUGAAGGAGCAGUUGUCAUCGAAUCAAGAUGAUCUACAAGCAAAGUUGGUUACAUUGACUGAAGAGUUGGAGAGUAAGAAACAAUCGUUGGAUUCAGUCGGCCAGGAAUUAGAGUCUGCCAAACAAUCUUUAGAGGAACUGGAGCAACAGUUACAAGAGGAAAAGAAUACUGUACAAUCACUAAAUGAACAACUUGCUUUGGAGAAACAGCAACUUCAACAACAACUAGAUGAUGUAAAUAGAACUUUGACUAAUAAGACAGAUGAAAUAGAACAGUUGAAAUCAGAGAAUAGCGAGCUCAGAAUCGGGGCUAACAAAGUUGGAGAGUUGACAGAGCAACUUACUGUGUUGCAGUCUGAGAAGGACAAAGAUGCUCAGGGUUUGGCAAAGAAGCUAGAGGAGUUGGCGUCACUACAGAGCCAACUAUCAGAGUUGUCCAAUGAGCAACGUGAUUCAGCAUCGAAAGCAAAGGAGUUUGAACAACUCUCGAGAGAGUUGGGACAACAAGUCAAAGAUAGAGAUGCGGAUAUCGAGCAGUUGAAUUUGUCGCUCGGUGCAUUGAAUCAGCGAUUGGUGGAUAGCAGCCAAGCGAUACAAGAGGUAAAGUCAGAGUUGGAGUCAAAGAAGCGAGAGAUCUCCGAUUUGGAGAGAUCCGUUGCUGAGAAGCAACAGGCUGUCAAUCAUUUGAAUGAUCUCGUUCAAAAGAGUGGAGAAACCAACGAGGCGAUUGCACUGUUGGGUUCGACUGUGAGUCAACUCACCGUGAGCAAGGAGGAAGAUUCCAGUCGUAUGAGCGAGUUGAAAGCAGCACUUCAAGAGAAACAAGAGGAUAUCGAUCAACUCAAAGAGGAACUGGCCGAGAAGGACGAAAAGAUCGAGGAGCUAAGAGAAUCCGUAAGUGAUAUUGCGUCGGAUUCCAAAAAGAUGAUCGAUGCCAAAGAUGAAGAGUUGAAUGUUGCCAAACAACAGUUGGAAGAACAAUCCAAUGUUUUGUCAAAGAAGGAGGGUGUCAUUAGACAUUUGGAGGAUGUAGAGAUGCCACAACUCAAGGAGAAGUUGGAAGCACUCCAGAAGGCGGUGGACACUCAGAGCGACAGUGGUAAAGAGAAUAUCAGUCAGUUGGAUAGCCAUAUUGAAGAUUUAAAAGAAAAGUUAACAGAGUCUGAUUCGCUGUUGAAAGAGAAGGACGAUGAGAUUGCAAGAGUAAGACAAGAGUUGGAGCAACAAAGAACAGCUAGUUUGGAACAACAACAACAACAUCUUCAACUUUUACAGUUGCUACAACAACAGAGUAGUAGUGCUAGUCAAGCAGAAGAUUUGUUGUUGUCCACUAAUAAGCUUAAUCAAGAGUUAGAGGAAAGAGAUAGUAAGAUUAGUGAGUUGGAGAAUCAAGUUCUUUCGUUGAGUGAUGAAAACAACACCAUUAAAGAGUCAGAAGCAACUCUAAGCAAGGAGCGAGAUGAAUUACAACAACAGCUAUUACAACUCAAACAAGAGGCAAGUUUGAACAGCGAUGAUAGUGAACAGCAACAACAAGUCGUAUCAGAACUAAAGGAAUCAUGUGAAAACAAAGAGAAAGAGUUGGCAGAGUUAAGAGGAUUGUUGGAGCAAAUAAAGACUGAAAGUGAGUCAGCUAUCAAAGAAAGACAGUUGGCACAAGAAGAAGUACAAUCAUUGUUGAUCAAAAUCGAAGAGCUGGAGACAACCAACAGUCACAAGGAGUUGGAGAUAUCAGAUUUACAAGAGAAGUGUCAACAACUGACCGAUGAACACUCUAGAAUGCAAUUGGAUUCCGUAGAGGCAAACAAUACUAUGGAGUCAAAGAUGAUUGAAAUGGACGAGUUGAACGCUGCACUCAUCAAAGAGUUGAAAUCGCUCAAAGACGAAGCAAAGACAUCGCUGUACUCGCUCGACGAUGUCAAGAGUCGUGUCAAUGCAAUGGAUACAACCAUUAAAGCACUGACCGAAGAGAAGGAACGAUUAUCCAGAGAGAACGGACAACUAAAGGAUAGUAUUGGCAAGGAGUUCUCAACACUCGUUACCUCGGGUGACGAACAUGCCACCGAGAGAUUGAAACAAAUCAUCAGCAUGUCAAAUUCAAUCGAUGACAUUGCUCAUCAACUCGAAGAAGCAGAGAGCAGUGAUAGAUAUCAAAAGGAGAAUGAACAGCUGCUUGCCGAGUUGAAUGCCGUCAAGCAGGAGCGUGAGGAUUUGUUGAAACAAAAGUCAUAUCUCUCACAGGUAUUGGAGGACAAGGAAGAUCAAUUGGUAAUCAUUCGUGUCGGUAAGGAAGACGGUGAAAAGAAGUUCAAACAACUGCAUGCCAAUUUCUUGGAGUUGCAGCUCGAUAUGGACAAAUCACAGAUUGAACUCAGAGAUAUGCGAAUGAAAUACGACUCUGAGAAUCUCAUUCGUUUGAAGGAACUCUACUUCCUGACGGUUGCCAGAAGUAUAAAACUCCAAAUUGCCAACUUGGGUUGGGAGUGUAAUCUUAACAUCUAUGACCUCUACGAAACCGCUAUCAACACACCGAAACUUUCAUUUGAAGAAUGGCCUAUGUGGAUAACAAAACAAUUCGAAUCAAAUAAAAUAUAA